Molecule: messenger RNA, 1354 nt
Organism: Lepidothrix coronata (blue-crowned manakin)
Lineage: Eukaryota; Metazoa; Chordata; Aves; Passeriformes; Pipridae
Product: keratin, type II cytoskeletal 2 oral-like
Exons: 2
Biological process (GO): keratinization; intermediate filament organization
Cellular component (GO): keratin filament
Molecular function (GO): structural constituent of skin epidermis
Source: RefSeq, a predicted model, not a curated record
CGAGCCAAGCUGGAGGCGGCCGUGGCCGAGGCCGAGGAGCGCGGGGAGCUGGCCCUGAAGGACGCGAGGGCCAAGCUGGCCGAGCUGGAGGACGCCCUGCAGAAGGCCAAGGCCGACCUGGCCCGGCAGCUCCGCGAGUACCAGGAGCUCAUGAACGUCAAGCUGGCCCUGGACAUCGAGAUCGCGACCUACAGGAAGCUGCUGGAGGGGGAGGAGAGCAGGUGGGAAUUCCCUGGGGAAUGGAGCCGGAACUCUCCGUGGUCAGCUCCAGCGGCGGCGGCUUGUCCAGCGCCGGAGGAUUCCUGGGAGGAGCCCUCGGGGCCGGGAUGGGCAGCGGAGCCCUCGGCUUCUCCUCCGGGGGGGCCACCAAGUCCUACUCCAUCACCACCACCUCCAGCAGCCGCCGCAGCGUCAGGAAGUAACUCCGGCCGCAUUCCCGGGAGGGAGGGAGGGAGGGAGGGAAACCCUCGGGAAGCGACGCCCGGGUGCCUUUCACGAGAAGAAGCGGCUGCAAAACGAAUUCCUGCCCCUGCCACGACACUCCCGAGGCUCCAUCCUGCUCCCGAGGCUUCAUCCUGCUCCCGAGGCUCCAUCCUGCUCCCGAGGCUCCAUCCUGCCCCGGAACGUCCCCCCGGGAGCAGGAUCAGACCUCCCGGGGCUGGGUUUGGCAAAUCCCACGUUCCCGCUGCGCCUUUGCCGAAGACACCGGGAGAUUCUGCCCCCCCUUAAUUGGAUUUUGGAAGGUUUCCACCCCUCAGGUCUCACCCCGGGCUGGGUUUUUUAAAACAGGGAGAAAAGGGUGAAACUGCUCUGGAUUUCUCAUUUUCCUUUGGGAAGGGGCUCAGGGCUGGAAUUCCACGAUUCUCCUCUGCCCGGAGCUGUUUCCCGCCCAAAGGCAGAUUUAUUUCGGGCUCUUUGGAGCAAAAUAACCCAUCAGCUCCUCCCUCCCCUGGUCCCUGUUCCUCAGUGCAGCCCAGAGCUCGAGGGACAUUAAAUUGCUGGAAUUCCCACUCCAAAGGGGGAGAACAUUCCCAGUUUCUGGGUGUCUCUGUUCACUCCGGGGGUAUUUCGGCAUCUCUGGGGUCUCCUCUCGCGAGGCAAAAGCGAGUUUGGGGUUGGUGCAGGUCCCAAAAACUCCUCCUUCCUGCCCAGGAGGGGCUUCGGCUUCCCCGGGCCGGGGGAGGGCGAGGUCGCGGCUGCCGCGGGAAGAGUUUUUAGGGAACAGCUCCAAGGAACUGCGCAGCCAUCCCGUGCUGAUGCUCGGCCGUGUCCCGGCGGUGCGUUUUUGGGGGGAAUUUUGAUGCUUUUCGUGUCCGUCCCGAGGCCUUUAAUAAAGUUUCCCUUUUUCCUGCUC